Messenger RNA from Danaus chrysippus (African queen), 885 nucleotides. The record is from the annotation of a GenBank genome assembly. Lineage: Eukaryota; Metazoa; Arthropoda; Insecta; Lepidoptera; Nymphalidae.
AUGAAGUCUGUAAUUAUUCUGGCCCUUUUCGUUGCUUGUUCCUCUGCGAAAUCGUUGAACCCGAAACAGUCACCUAUCUCUACAUAUGGCUACCUGACCAAAUAUGCCGUGCCUCUUGCAGAGAGUCUCAAGAAGGCUGAGGAAGAGAUCCUGAGGAACAGGGCUUCAAGAAUAACAGGAGGAUCUGAAGCUGAAGAGGGACAGUUCCCAUACCAGGCUGGUAUUAUCUCGGAUAUACGUAACGUAUUCGGGAUUGGUGUUUGUGGCGGGAGUCUUAUUAAGGCUGACCGAGUAUUGACCGCUGCGCACUGCUGGUGGGACGGUAGGAACCAGGCUUGGAGAUUCACUGUGGUACUCGGAUCUAAUCUGCUAUUCAGUGGUGGAGAGAGAAUCAUCACCACAGACGUUGUAACUCAUCCUCUAUGGAUACCGCAAUUAACCUUCAAUGACAUAGCCAUGGUCCGCCUACCAGAACCAGUAGAGUUAUCAGCAAAAAUCGCAACAGUCUCCUUGCCUCAAGGUUUCGAUAUAUUUGAAGAUUUCCACCUUCACACUGCUAUCGCGUCCGGUUAUGGCGUUAAGAAAGAUGGUGGCAAUAUAACUGAGACUCAAAACUUGAGUCAUGUCAGCAUGACGGUUAUUUCCAACGAGGUAUGCGAUAUAGCGUACUUGGGUAACAUCCACUACUCAAAUCUUUGCACCAACACCCUCGGUGGUUCAAGUACUUGCAAGGGUGACACUGGCGGACCACUCGUCGUCAUGAGAAAUGGAAAUCCCAUGCUGAUUGGUGUGUCAUCAUACACUGUAGCCCUCGGUUGCGAACUUGGUUGGCCAGCCGUGUUCUCCAGAAUCACGUCCUUCCUCAACUUCAUUAAUACUAAUUAA